Messenger RNA from Zea mays, 1052 nucleotides. RefSeq names its product importin subunit alpha-1b. The transcript has 3 exons. Gene Ontology annotation, molecular function: protein binding. Lineage: Eukaryota; Viridiplantae; Streptophyta; Magnoliopsida; Poales; Poaceae. The coding region runs from base 470 to 763 and encodes 97 amino acids. The record is from RefSeq and is a predicted model, not a curated record.
GGGGUCGGUCUUGUCGUGCGUGCGUGGCUGCGCGAGCGACUUGACUGCACCCGACCCCCCUCCUCUCAGUGCCCACACACUGCGCGCCGCCGCCGGGUCCUCCUAGUGUUUCGCCGCGAUGUCGCUCCGGCCGAGCGAGCGGGAGCAGAUGCGAAAGGGCAACUACAAGCAGACGGUGGACGCGGAGGAGAGCCGCCACCGCCGCGAGGGCCAGAUGAUGGACAUGCGCAAGGCCAAGUGCGAGGAAAGUCUCCAGAAGAAGCGCCGCGAUGGGUUUCCCGCCUCCGCCGCCGGUAUGCCGCCGAUGGUCCACUCCACCGCGCUCCAGCAGAAGGUGCGGUGCCCCCCUCCCUUGUUCUUCCUGGCCCCGAUCUGAUCCGCUCUCUGCGUUAGGGUAUGGGUGACGUGGUGGCACUCCAUUUGCUGGGUUCGGAUCUGACUUUCUUGGUGACGGGAUGGCUUUCCGGCGAUGGCGCAUGCUGUCCACUCCAACGACCCCUCCGUGCAGCUUGAGGCCACCACACAGUUCAGGAAGCUGCUUUCUAUAGUCCCCCCAAUCGAAGAGGUGAUCAGCACAGGAGUGGUGCCGCGAUUCAUUGAGUUUCUUACACGUGAGGACCAUCCCCAACUCCAGUUUGAGGCUGCAUGGGCACUCACCAACAUUGCAUCAGGCACAUCAGAGAACACUAAGGUGGUCGUUGAGAGUGGUGCUGUGCCCAUCUUUGUCAAGCUACUCAACUCCCUCAAGCGAGGAUGUUCGUGAAUAGGCAUGCACUAAAUUACAAGAGAUGUGUCUUAUUAUGACCCGGGGCAGAUCCAGAAUUUUUCUAUGACCCAAGCCAAAUCUACCAAAUUUUCUUCUUUUUAUUUUAUCUUAACUAUUUUGUACCAUAUUAAAUAGAGACUUAUAUAGAGUUACAUGGAUCAAGCCCUGGGCCACAGAUCGGGUGGCCUGGGGUGUAGAUCCGCCACUGAUUAUGACUAUGGAUGAGACUUUUGUGAUGUAAUUGAUGAGACUAUAGAUUUAAAUAUUGUUAUGUGAUUGUGUGUGA